UACAGGAGAGAGCUGCAUGAAGAAGUUCUUCUCUGGUAUCCUGGGUUAGAGGCUGUCGUCACACAGCUGCACGGCGCACUGCUGACAUUUUCCAGCUCAGUGUCAGAAAUCGAAAAGUGUUUUUUUUCUUUAAAGUGGGUCAACGCACCACGAACAGGAAGACCUCAUCACUUCUGUCUUUCACUGUUUGACCGUCACCAAAACCGAUGCCUGUUUUCUGUUCUUCACAUUCUGCACGGAUCCGUGUGAAGAAGGAGUCCCCAGACCACCUGGACCUGACCCGGACCCGGGCCUGGGUCCGGCUGUGUGUCAUUCAGGACUGACCUGAAGAUGGAUCUUCAACCGUUUUUUGUCAGGAAACGUUUCCAUCCUUGUUUUCCUUUCUCAUUGCCUUCACUGAUCAGCCAGAGACUGAGCUGCAGUGAACCAGUUCCUGCCCCAGACCCGAGUCCUCAGCAUGAACUCGACCGUUCCCCUGAUCUGGACUCUUCACCAACGUCUCUACAGGAACCCAAAGCAGGACCGGAACCCAGAAGUGGUUCUGAAUCUGGAAACCAGCAUAAAGCUGAACCUGUUGUGGAAGAACCCGGUCCGUCUGCAGAACAGAAAGCUGAUGGUACGACGGAUCGGGCCGAUCGACAGCUGUCCCGCAAACCUUCACAGAGGACGGAGACGGACGGCGCCCUGAAGCUCUGGCUGCUGGACAGCCUGCAGGAUCUGGGGGCGGAGCAGCUGAAGCACUUCCAGUGGCUCCUCCAGAACGCAGACGAGGCGGAGGACGGGUUCAGAGCCAUCCGGAAGUGUCACCUGGAGACGGCAGACCGCCUGGACACGGUGGACUUGAUGGUGGAGAUGUACAACACCGACGUCCGAGAGGUGACGGAGAAGGUCCUGAAGAAGAUGAGCCGGAGUGAAGGAAAAUGUUUGGCUCAUGUUCCACAUCCAGAAGAAGUGCGUUGGUCUGCAGGAGUCUUCACAUGUCGCCACAAGUUAAAGUCCAUCCUGAAGCAGAGGUUCCAGAGCGUGUUUGAGGGGAUCGCGAAAGCCGGAAAGUCGACCCCCCUGAACCAGAUCUACACGGAGCUCCACAUCACGGAGGGCGGGGCCGCGGAGGUCAACGAGCAACACGAGGUCAGGCAGAUUGAAACGGCGUCCAGGAGGACGGACGGAGCGGAAACCAGCAUCAGAGCAGAAGACAUCUUUAAAUCCUCGCCGGGAAGAUCUCAACCAAUCAGGACGGUGCUGACGAAGGGCGUGGCCGGCAUCGGGAAAACAGUCCUGACUCAGAAGUUCACUCUGGACUGGGCUGAAGACGAAGCCAACCAGGACGUCCACUUCACCUUUCCGUUCACCUUCAGAGAGCUGAACCUGGUGGGGAAGCAGUUGAGCCUGGUGGGACUGGUUCACCACUUUUUCACUGAAACCAAAGAAGCAGGACUCUGCAGCUUCCAAGACUUCCAGGUGGUCUUCAUCUUGGACGGUCUGGACGAGUGUCGCCUCCCUCUGGACUUCCACCGCGCCGAGCUGCUGACCGACGUGACAGAGUCCAGCUCAGUGGACGUUCUGCUGAUAAACCUCAUCAGGGGGAAACUGCUUCCCUCCGCUCGCCUCUGGAUCACCACACGGCCUGCAGCAGCCAAUCAGAUCCCUGCCGACUGUGUGGACAGGGUGACGGAGGUCCGGGGGUUCACCGACCCCCAGAAGGAGGAGUACUUCAGGAGGAGGUUCAGAGAGGAGGAGCAGGCCAGCAGGAUCAUCUCCCACAUCAAGACCUCCCGAAGCCUCCACAUCAUGUGCCACAUCCCGGUCUUCUGCUGGAUCAGUGCUACAGUUCUGGAGAAGGUGCUGAAGAGCAGAGAGGGAGGAGAGCUGCCCAAGACCCUGACCCAGAUGUACAUCCACCACCUGGUGGUCCAGGCCAAAGUCAAGAACGUCAAGUUUGAUGGAGGAGCUGCCACAGACGACCACUGGAGUCCAGAGAGCAGGGAGAUGAUCUGGUCUCUGGGGAAACUGGCUUUUGAGCAGCUCCAGAAGGGGAACCUGAUCUUCUUUGAAUCGGACCUGACAGGGUCUGGCAUCGACCUCAGAGCAGCCUCAAUGUACUCAGGAGUGUUCACGCAGGUCUUCAGAGAGGAGAGCGGCCUGUACCAGGACAAGGUCUUCUGCUUCGUCCAUCUGAGCCUCCAGGAGUUUCUGGCUGCUCUUCACGUCCAUCAGACCUUCGUCAGCUCUGGAGUCAACCUGCUGGAAAACAACCUGAAGGAGUCUGAAGAGUUGAGAAUCGACUCAUCGUGGUUCUACCAGGGAGCAGUGGACGAGGCCUUGAAGAGUCCAAACGGACACCUGGACUUGUUCCUUCGAUUCCUCCUGGGUCUCUCACUGCCGGCCAAUCAGAAGCUCUUACGAGGUCUGCUGGCAGAGAUAGGAGGAAGUGCACCAGCCAGUCAGGAGGUGCUAUACAUAUACCUGCUGCAUAACGUUGCCGUUGUUAACAACAACUCACGGAGGAUGUUGGCAGUAGAGGGACACAUCAGACGGAGGCUUGAUGAGAAUCUGUCUGCAGAUAAAAUCGUCAACCUGUUCCACUGUCUGAACGAACUGAAUGACCAUUCUCUGGUGGAGGAGAUCCAGCAGUCCCUGAGGUUAGGACGGCUCUCCAGAGAGGUCCUGUCUCCCGCUCAGUGGUCAGCGCUGGUCUUCAUCCUACUGUCAUCAGAUCAAGAUCUGAAGGAGUUUAACCUGAAGAAGUACUCUGCUUCAGAGGAGGCUCUUCUGAAGCUGCUGCCGGUGGUCAAAGCCUCCAGCAAAGCUCUGUUGAGGAACUGCGACCUGUCCCGGAGAAGCUGUGGAGCUCUGUCCUCGGUCCUCAGCUCUCAGUCCUCCAGUCUGACACAGCUGGACCUGAGUAACAACAACCUGCAGGACUCGGGAGUGGAGCUGCUGUGUGACGGACUGAGAAGCCCUCUCUGCAAACUGGAAGCUCUCCGACUCAGCAACUGCAGCCUGUCCGAGAGAAGCUGUGGCGCUCUGUCCUCAGUCCUCAGCUCUCAGUCCUCCAGUCUGACACAUCUGGAUCUGAGUGACAACGACCUGCGGGAUUCGGGGGUGGAGCUGCUGUCCAGGGUGCUGAAGAGUCCCGGCUGCAAACUGGAAGCUCUCAGCCUGGCAGGGUGUCUGGUCUCAGAGGGAGGCUGCUCUCCUCUGGUCUCAGCCGUGAGGUCCAAGUCCUCCCGUCUGAGAGAGCUGGACCUGAGCUACAACCAUCCCGGGGACGCGGCGGUGGAUCUGCUGUCCGCUGCCGUGGAGGAUCCGGACUGCGGUCUGGACGCCGUCAGGGUGGAGCCUGCCGGAGUCCGCUGGCUGAAACCCGGAGUGAGGAAGUACUCCUGCCCGCUCUCCAUCGACACGAACACGGUGAGCGCCAGACUCGGAGUGUCCGACGGCGGCAGGACGGUGACGCACGUGGGGAAGCGCCAGUCCUACCCGGAGCACCCGGACCGGUUCGAGCGCUGCCCUCAGCUGCUGUGCGAGACGGCGCUGACGAGACGCCACUACUGGGAGGUGGAGCAGAGCGGAGACGUCCUGCUGGCGCUGGCCUACAGGGGGGUCGGGAGGAGGGGGGCCGGCAUGGGCUGCCGGUUCGGGGAGAACGACCGGUCCUGGUGUCUGUAUGGAUACGACCACAGAUUCUCUGCCUGGCACGACAACAGGCAGACCCUGGUCCCUUCCUCCCCCUGCUCCUGCUCCUCCUCCUCCUCUCACAGACUGGGGGUGUAUGUGGACUGUCCCGCUGGGACUCUGUCCUUCUACAUCGUCUGCUCUGACUCUCUGCUCCACCUCUACACCUUCAACACCUCCUUCUCAGAGCCCCUGUACGCUGGAUUUGGCUGUGGGAGCCGCUCCUCCCUGUCCCUGUGUGAGCUGUGAAGGAGGAGGAGGAGCACGGAGGCGUAUUUACCGUCACACACACGCCUGUAUAAAUGUGAAUGUAUAAAUGUAAGAUGUAAGACGCUGAAUUUUGUAGCUCAUAAUAAAGAUCGCAA
Molecule: messenger RNA, 4043 nt
Organism: Salarias fasciatus (jewelled blenny)
Lineage: Eukaryota; Metazoa; Chordata; Actinopteri; Blenniiformes; Blenniidae
Product: NACHT, LRR and PYD domains-containing protein 3-like
Exons: 10
Coding region: 331-3927 (1198 amino acids)
Molecular function (GO): protein binding
Source: RefSeq, a predicted model, not a curated record